Messenger RNA from Macrobrachium nipponense, 943 nucleotides. Its product is annotated as adenylate cyclase type 9-like. The coding region runs from base 116 to 943 and encodes 275 amino acids. The transcript is spliced from 5 exons. Lineage: Eukaryota; Metazoa; Arthropoda; Malacostraca; Decapoda; Palaemonidae. Gene Ontology annotation, cellular component: plasma membrane. Gene Ontology annotation, molecular function: adenylate cyclase activity. The record is from RefSeq and is a predicted model, not a curated record. Gene Ontology annotation, biological process: adenylate cyclase-activating G protein-coupled receptor signaling pathway.
UCAGUUUUGAUCAAAAUGGCUACGAGUAAAGUCUUAUUUCCCUUUGCGAAUACGUAAAACAAGUUAUUUCUCUGUCUUAUACACCCUUCAGGAUCAUGUACAGUACGAGCUGUAGAUGUCAGUAUUCUUUUCGAAGAAAAAUAAUUUGGCAGUAAUUACGAAAUACAUACCGCUGAAGAUGGUGUCUGGAACCGGUGGUCAGACUGGCAGAGGAGCCGGAGGAACAGGAGGAGGUGGUGUCAUGGAGGAGGAAGAGGCCAUUCGACUCUCUCUCACACCUCAUCUUCAUGCUCUGAUGUUAGGUUCACAUCGACAAAGCUCCUGUUGUCCCACCUUAUUUGAAAGGGCUGCUCCAACUUGGUGGGAUCCAAGAUUUGAUAGUGAAGUUCUAGAGAACCAAUACCAACGUUCUUCUCUGCCGAUACUGACCCUACGGUUCCAGUAUGCCUUGACGUACAUCUUGACCAGCAGCCUGACUUGGUCAAUAUAUUGGGUCUUCGUUCAGACUCCUCACUGGCCGUCGUGCUUCGUUGUGGCACUGUUGUUAGCAAUAGCAUCUUUGUCACAGAUUAUUUGCACUCGCUGUAAAAGUUACAAGAAACAUCAGUUGUUGCUCUCAGUUAUUAUGUCGGUGACGCUGAUACUUGUAAGCCUUCUGCCGUAUGCCCUGCACCUCCGUGGCCCAGAACUUAGUGCAGAUUUUUCUGCUGUGGCUGUGUUUGCAACUUGUAUUGAAGUAUUACUACUCAUCUACACAGUGAUACCAAUGCCGUUGUACUUAACUGUAGCUAUGACGACUUUGUAUUCUUUUACCUCGGAGAUACUCAAUGCCCUCAUGACAUUCGAUAAUGAUGCGUCUCGUGUGUCGGUGAGGAUAGGCCUUCAUGUUUGCAUCCAUAUGAUUGGUGCUCACAUCAUGAUCAUGACACAAGUAAGACUUUGA